Molecule: messenger RNA, 1755 nt
Organism: Peniophora sp. CBMAI 1063
Lineage: Eukaryota; Fungi; Basidiomycota; Agaricomycetes; Russulales; Peniophoraceae
Source: the annotation of a GenBank genome assembly
AUGCUGUCUUUCAAGGGUGCAAUGCGACAUGGUUCUGCCGGGGACCUUAGAAGAACUAUAUUGCGCAUCGACGCGCCCAAUGUCGAGCACCUUUGCAUCAACGUCCCCACCGACGUCGUUCGCGCCAAGCUGCGCACCGUUCGCCUUCAAUCGGGUUUUGGUAACGACACCGAGGGUGCCGACUACGGGCACUUCCUCGAGGAGUGGCGUGAUACUCUCGAGGAGGUUCAGAUCGACCGGCUAGUGGGCGCAGGAUGGCGUUCGGACUUCUCAUGGCAAAGGAUAUUGUCCUCACUCAACCACGGAUCUGUGCAGAUAUUACGGCUGUUCGACACAGACGGCGUUACUCCCGAUGAGCUUCAUGGUCCGUGGCUAGAUCUUCCAGAUCUUCGCGUGUGUAUUACUGCCAGUCUCCUCAAGUUCAAAACCCCGCCAAGCCUCAUCCACGCAGAGGUCUGUGCGCGCACAUUUCAAGAGCUGCACCCCACUUUGGACGGUUACACGAGAGCUUCACUCUUGAACGUAGAGUUCACAGAGAGGACAGCCGUGUGUUCUCAUUCGCUCUUCACGGGAGAGAUGGAGUUCUACAGUCUACGAUCCCUCAUCGUCAGUUCUACGCUGGACGGCAGUGCUAUGGACUUGUUGGAUUCCGGGCGGUUUCCCCAGUUACUAAGCCUCGACGUUCAGACCAGGAUCACUGCCGAGAACGCAGAAGAGCGCGACUUCCACCAAUGCACGGAAGGGUUGCGGUUCAUUACCGGUGAUAAUGGUGGACUAUUUCGCCCUCUGGAACUCGCGGAGUCAGCCAAGCAACGCGGCCUUGGGCUGGAGCGUUCCUUUAUCAUUGAUCGACUUCGGCGCCGCCUUCAAAGUCUGCUAGACGGGCCUGCAGCGCUCAUAGUCAGGACUUCCGGUCAAGUCGGCAACAGAUCGCAAUGCGUCACGUUCUCACUCGUUGAUGAGAUCAUGCAGAGGUGUAUCGGGACGACGGCCGAACCAAGACAUGCUGGUCUUCAUCUUUCGACGCGCAUCGACGAACUAGACUGGUGCCGUUGUACUUUGCAUAAUGGGUACGACACGUCCGCUCUUCGCUGGCUCGCGGCGGUGGCGCUUCCCAACGUCAAUAGCAUCCGCAUGACGCUUGACCUCCGGGAACCGCGCGUUGAAAUGCCUUCAAGGAUGCGCCUUCGACGGCUCGAUACUCAUAGUUCUAUCUCCCCGGACACGGACUGGCGCGGCCCACGAUGUGGCUUUUGGACGCUGCUAGACGCCCUUGCACCCGUGCAUAAGAGUAGCGCUUCUGAGGCUCUUCUCAACAGUUUACGCAUGAUGCCAGGCAUCGAACGUCUGGAGAUACAAGUCGUUCGCUCCCGCAAUUAUACAGGCGUCAGCCUCCUUCGCGCUAUCAUAGAAGCAAAUCGUAGCGAUGACAACCUCUACACAGAUGCUCCGAUCCUCGCCGCGCUCUCCACGGUUGUCUUGAUGGCAUCGAGGGAUCACAAGUCGAUGCCCAUAGCGCACAACGGCAGCAAGCUAUGGGCAGAAAUCCUAGCCUUGGCGACGAUACGUCGCCGCUUGUCAGAUGCAGGGAGAUGCCCGGCAUUGUCUGUCAUUUUGUCGGGGAACUUCUGCGUGUGCAAGACUCCGCUUAGGGAUGCCGUACGCAUACGGGAACUGAAGGAGCUGGUUAGCGUGUCGAUCGUACCAAUAGCAGAAGGUUGUACACGGUGCGGGUACAGGAAUGGUUCGCAAUAG